This is a messenger RNA of Neurospora tetraspora, 313 nucleotides long. RefSeq lists its product as uncharacterized. The transcript has a single exon. The record is from RefSeq and is a predicted model, not a curated record. The coding region runs from base 33 to 278 and encodes 81 amino acids. NCBI's taxonomy places the organism in Eukaryota, Fungi, Ascomycota, Sordariomycetes, Sordariales, Sordariaceae.
CCCAGCCAUCCCCAUCCAGCCAUCGCAACGGGAUGCAAGCAAGAGCACGUCAACUGCUUUACCUACUGCCGGUGUCACUGUACUGUACGCAGAGUCCUUGCGCUCGACUCCUUUGGAUAUCGAUGGGGGAGGUUGCUCGAUUUCGCAACCCACCAUCCAUUCAUUGUCCCUUCCUCUAUCGAGCAUCAAUCGAUGGCAUGGCCCUUGCCUAUUUUGUUCUUUUUCCCUCUUUGUGUCAUUUGUCUUUCCUUCGUUCCUUCCUCCGUUCGGAUGGAUAGUGAAUCUCUCCUUCCCUUCCCUUCCCUUCCCUUCC